Girardinichthys multiradiatus is the source of this 2396-nucleotide messenger RNA. Its product is annotated as endonuclease domain-containing 1 protein-like. The coding region runs from base 256 to 1296 and encodes 346 amino acids. The record is from RefSeq and is a predicted model, not a curated record. NCBI's taxonomy places the organism in Eukaryota, Metazoa, Chordata, Actinopteri, Cyprinodontiformes, Goodeidae. The transcript has 3 exons. Gene Ontology annotation, molecular function: metal ion binding; nucleic acid binding; hydrolase activity.
UUGACCCACCCUUUUCAAAGAAAAUUAAACCUUGAAGAAAGUUAAUUUCCUCAGCUGGUUCUCUGCUCUCUCAAACAGCUGAUUAUACCUUUUUUGCCUAGUCACCAAACCACAAUUUCCUUGCAAGUUUCAGGAAGUCUGAUUUAUUGCUUCACUGAAAGCAGAGCAGACAGUUUGACAGAGAGUCCUGAAACCUGAACAGAUCUAGAUUCGGUCACUGCCAUCUCCUCUGAUCUGAUCUGAGAAACUCCUAAGAUGACGUCUCAGCAAGCGUGGGGUUUCCUGCCCAUAACAGCUCUUCUCCUCUCCCUUCUGUCCGUCCACACGUUUGCCGAGGUGGUGAAGUCAAUGUCAGACUGUGACCGCUUUCUUCUUCACCAAACUCCACCACACAUUCCAGGCAUCCUGGAGGAUGGGAAGAUCCUUAAUCAGAACCGAUACAAACCCAUUUGCCAGACCUACAAGAACCAGAGGAGAUUUGUGACACUCUACGAUGUCCAGAACAAGAUUCCAGUGUUUUCUGCUUUCAGGUUUGUUGGAUCAAUCCCCGGGAAGAGGCCCAAAAGUUUCUGGAGGGUGGAACCACAGCUGGAGAGUGAAACUCUACAGAACAACAUGGUGCCUAGAGACAAGAACAAGACCUACAACUACCAGGCUGGUGACAUCGAUUACAGAUUCAACGGUACAUUUGAUAGGGGUCAUAUAUUUCCCAGCUCCUACGCCUUAACCACAUCAGACAAACUGUCAACUUUCACCCUGACAAACAUUGUUCCCCAAGCAGAGUCCUUCAACAAGGGCAGCUGGAACAAAAUGGAGAGGUGCACCAAAUGUGUCAUGGAAAAGUACUGCAUCAACAGCAGUGGCGGUACUGAAGGCUUUGUGGUGACUGGAGCACAACCCAGCUUAAACAGCAAACUUAACAAUAGGGUCAACAUUCCCUCCACACUCUGGUCGGCCUUCUGCUGCUACAGCGCCACCGCGAAGGCGUGGAUAGCGAGCUCGCACUGGGGCGACAACGUUCAAGAUGAGUCUAAAGACAAAUAUCUGGAAACUAAGACCCUGGAAGAACUUCACCACCGACUGAAGAUGUCCAACUCUGAGUUUAUAGUAUUUCCUGGAACACAAUGUCCUCUCCAAACAACCGUCACUAAGUUUUACCCAGAAAUGAUAAACUGCCACUGUCCACCGACUACCAGUGACCCUUUAUUUUCAUUAUCUAUCGCAUAUCCACCCUCUCAUCUUACUUUCAUCUUCACCUUGUUCAUAUACUCAUAUCAUCACUGUUUAUUCUGCUAAGCAAGACAAAUAGAUUGAACUGUGACUGUGAAAAUCUGUAGCCAAUCAGUGCAUACCUUUUUCUUUGCUGUGGCAACUUUCUAUAUUCUUCAAACUGAGCUGCAAUUACUAUCCUUUUUCAGUAGAUGGCACCAUCUGAGAAAGUAAAAUUUGGUGCAGCCUCUUAAUAAAUGAAUAGAUUUAUCAUGAUUUAAUUUGAACCAUUCAGCAGUACCCCCAUCAGAUCCAGUGACAUAAAAAAGCUGAAUGAACUUUAAAGCCACCUGGCUCUGCAGCCUCUGAAGCUCAUUAUGCUAGCAGACAUGGUUCAUAAAAUAAUAAAAAAAAAAUGGUCAAUGAUGAGCAUCCUCUUCAAAAUAACUCAACAAAAGAAUGUCUUCAAUCAGAUCUGCUGCAAAACGGACCACUACAGCAGAUCCUUUCGGUCCAAAACUAGAACUAUCUGCAUAAUUCGCUGAAGAAACUUGAAUAAUGAGAGAUUCUACAACUAAUUACCAUCUGACAUUAAGUAAAUAAUAAUGAAUGGAAUUCAUCAGUCAUGAUAUUAAGGUUACAUCAUCCCAAUUAGAGCUAAGCAUCCCUGCUGACUUGGGGCAUGAACAAAGAACACCUAAAGGUAACCUGGAGGCUCUGGUAUUGACAUAUUAGUCUCACAUCAUGUAGGACCGGUGGAUUUUGAGGCAGAAUAUGUGGAGUGGGAUAAAUAUAUUAGAACCCUUUAACUGAAUUUUACCAAACUCUGGAAAUCUGGACCCAAGUCUGUCGUACAGCAAUACAGAGACGCACGCACGGGACAAAUAACCGUGCACACUCACACCUAAAGGUAGCUCAAAGUAGCCAGUUGACCUAACAGUCAUGUUUUUGCAUUGUGGGAGGACGCCGGAGUACCUGGAGAGAACCCAUAGAGAGGUCCAACUGGGAUUUAAACCCAGGACGUUGUUACAGCAUGGCAACAGUGCUCACCCACGCAACACCAUGCACCCGAGCUAACGUUCAACAAAAUUCUUCCGACACAAACUUCUUCAAGUGAUUGGAUUUAGUUCCAUGAUGUGUUUUACUGUUCUGUAUUGAAUUAAAAAUAAAGACAGAAGAGAAACAAA